Messenger RNA from Actinia tenebrosa (Australian red waratah sea anemone), 318 nucleotides. RefSeq lists its product as uncharacterized. Lineage: Eukaryota; Metazoa; Cnidaria; Anthozoa; Actiniaria; Actiniidae. Gene Ontology annotation, biological process: centrosome separation; centriole replication; mitotic cytokinetic process. The record is from RefSeq and is a predicted model, not a curated record. Gene Ontology annotation, cellular component: centrosome; centriole.
AACAAGGAAAUCAAGCAUUGUGAGCAGCAGAUUCAAGAAUUACAUACAAAGUUACUUGAGAUUCACCAAGAUUUGGCUGUUUUAGUAUCAUCAGAAAGAAAAAAGGAUGUGAUGAUAGAACAACUUGACAAGACACUAGCUAAAGUAGUUGAGGGAUGGAAAAGACAUGAGCAAGAAAAUUUGCUCAUGGCCAGCACAUUAAAACCAGAGAGAGAGGUGCAGGAACAGUCUCACAAGAAGCAGCAAGAGAUUCUGCUUCAGUUUGAGAAAGAGUUGGCACAAAGGGCCACUGAGGCAGAGAAAGAAAAACAAUUAGUG